GCUACAGAACAUUUAAUUUAUGACAUUUAGGUGAAAAAGGUCAAAUAUUCGACCAUAAAACGAACGCAAACAUGGCCACAAUGGGCCACACUGAGAAGGAGCAGAUCCGAGAGGAUAUUGAGCUCCUUCAAAUGACCCUACAAGGGACAGAGGAUGAGUUUAGUCUAAAUGGAGAUGAAACUGGGCUGAUCAUGGAUGUUGAGGAGGGAUCCAUCCCAGGAUCCAGCAUUGCGCAGCGCAGCACUGUCAUUGGAACAGAGACUCCUAUCACAAUAUUCUCGGAAGAUGAUACUGAAAGUCAGUGCUCCCAGGAACGGUCAGUCUCUAUGGCAUCAACAUCGCAAGAUGAGGUGCAAUAUGUUGGUCCACCAAUCAGUGAGGAUAGCCUGGCAUACGACCCUGAAACCUGCCUAGCACUGAACCGAGCAUACCAAGAACUGGUUCAAAAUAACCUGCAAAAGAUUGAAGCAGUGCUUGCAGAGAAUCGAGCAAGACAGGUUGCCAUUCAUGAGAACAUGGACAUAGCAAACAGAAAUGCCAAAGAACAAAAGACUGAAAAGAAGAAAAUUCAAUUGUAUGUUUACCAGAUGCCUUAUUUCAAAGAUAUGAACGGAGCUUGCCCACCCCCAAACUUGGACGUCCAGAUGAAACGAGCUAUUGAAGAACCAAUGCCUCCUAAUAAGAGGCUUAAGACAUUUAACAAAAAUGAAAGAAAGAAGUUAAUCGAAUCAGUGCAAGCUGACAAUCUCCAAAGAUGGUUGCGACCUUUGAUGACUAGGUUAGAGCUCCAACAAGAAAGGCUCAUGCGCACCACCGAUCCCGAUGAGGAAGCAGCAUUGAAACAACAGAUUCAAACCACAGAGAGAGGGAUUGAGAGAGUCAACUCACUGUCUCCAAUGGAAAUGGCUGGUACUAUUGAGGACGCUGAUAAAGUUGACUGGAUGAAAAUAGCAGCAGCUGAUUUCGACGGGCGCACCACCAGCCAUCUGCAGCAGUCGUGGAAGAACUCACUACAUCCUGCGAUCAAUUGGAACAAUUGGACAGAGACAGAGGACAAGAAUUUGGCAGAAAUUGUCGAGGUUAAGAAUGCAGUUAAUUGGGAAGAAAUUGCCGGAGCUUUGGGUACUGGUAGGACAGCCUUCCAAUGCAUCCAGCGAUAUCAACAAAGACUUAACCCGAACCACUGCAACCAUGAAAGAUGGUCUCCUGAAGAAAACGAACAGCUGCUGGAAUUGGUGAAAAUUACAGAAAAAUUGGAAGGAUCUGUGACAAAUUGGGCUCAAAUUGCUUUGGCCUUUGAUGGGCGAAUGGAAAGACAGUGCCUUACACAAUACAAUAAGAUAAAUCCUGAUCAGACAAUUGGCCGUUGGACGGAGGAGGAGGAUAGCAAACUUCUUGCAGGUAUCCGAACAUUAGGUCCAAAGAGAUGGUACGAAAUUGCCAAGCUGGUGCCAGGACGCAAUGGUGUUCAGUGUCGGGAGAGAUGGUGUAAUUCUCUUUCCAUUAAUCUCAAGCUCGGAGAAUGGACCUAUCAAGAGGAUAGAGCGAUUAUCUUGAAUCAUCAGAAGCACAACGGUCAGUGGUCGAAGAUUGCGCAGUGUUUACCCGGACGUACUGACAACCAGGUGAUGGUAAGGUACCUGAAGAUGCAAAAGUGGGCAGAUUUGGCACAGAGAGAAAACACACUGUUUCAGAAAACUGGGAUUAAUACUGAGGUACCAGUAGGGGUGAAGGAAAAGAGGAAACUAGUCAAAAUCCCUCCUGUGCCUACAUGUAAGGUUUUAAAGCAGGCGGCGGGUUAUAGCUUGGUACAGAUGGCACACCGGAUAGCUGAUGAACAGACAGAGGACCCGGCUGAUUUGGAAUUGAUUCGACAGGACAGAGCUAACAAUCUUUUCAUCCCACGACCGCCCGAUGCUGCCAUCAGGUUCAAGAUACUCUACCGCAUCCUCGAUCGCCGCCGUAAGGUCUACGAUACUCUCAGUCAUCUCUUCCAGACUCCGAACAAAAAGAAGCAGAAACAUGAUGACCAGGAGAUUGAUACGUGCACAUUGAAGACUUACAUUGAAAAGCGCAAAGAUGUCUUGUGCCCAGCCCUCAUCAGCCAAUUGAAAGAGUUCAUCGUUCAGGGGAGACCUCUAAAACUCCGUGAAAUAUUGGCAUUGUCCAAAAAAUUGAAAACUGCCACACGAUCCAAGUCGUUAGGGAAUCAAAAAGUUGAGAAGGAGAUGAUCAAGAUUAUACACUUGCAGAUACCGACUAUUGUAAGGAAGGGACGCCCAAAGAAAAUAUGGGUUGAGGGUGCCGAAACCUCACCUGAGGAGGAGGAGCAGACAAGAAAAAAAGUUUCCAUCUUACUCCUAAAAGCAUUUUGCCUCGACCCCAAGCAGCUGCUCCGACGAGCUGCCUUUAACCGCCCAGGAGCUGUCAAUGGUGAACUGCUGGAAUUGCUGAGGAAAUGUCGGCCACCUCCACCACCAGGGGCAGCGCAGGUUGUGGAGAUCGACUCGGAGGUGGUGGAUGGCGCAACUGCCAGAACGACGGAGUUGGAAAGAAGAGAUAGUGAUGCCAAUUUGUCUGUAGCUACAGAUGAGCCAGGAAGUGGUUCUAAUGAUGGUGCUUGUGGCUUUGGGGAAGUUGGUGACCAGGGCAUAGAGUCUCAUUCUAGCACUGCAAUGGAUGGAACGUCCCAAGAUGCUCAGGUUAGCCAGGUGGUGGAGCCUCUAGCUAGUGCAACAACAAAUGGUGCAUCUCCAGAGGCUGAAAUCAACAGCGGGGGAGCAGAAACUCAAGUGAUGGCUAAAGGCAAUGUUAAGAGUGUUACCUGUCUUUCAAAGUCUAAAUCGCUAUCAAGAUCAAACUCUGCAGAUGGUGGGAAGUCAGUUGGCGAAGAAGCAGGGUCAUCAAAAGACGAAGAAAAUAGAAGUUCCAGGCCCACAAGGUCUAAAACAAGAGCAAGAUCAAAAUCUGGUACGAAGGACCCUGCAGAUGUCAGUAAAUUGGAUGCAAAAGAUGAUGAGCCAGUUGAAGAUGAUAAAAAACGAAAUCCUAGGCAGACAAGGUCUCAAUUGCGAUCACAGUCAAGUUCUAGUACAAAAGAGCCUGCAGAAAGCGAGAAUUUGGUUGCAGAAGAUAGCAGUUCCUCUAAACGGAAAGGGAAAAACGAUUCCAGUCGGACAAGAUCCAAGUCCAGAUCACGCUCAAGUUCUGGUACAAAGGAGACUGAAGACAAGAAAUCAAAUGGAGAAGAUUCGGGAUCAUCUAGAAACAAUGUUAGAAGAGGUUCACAGCAAACCAGGUCAAAGUCACGAUCGAGAUCAAACUCUGGUGCCAUUCCAGUUGUUGAAAAUACAGAAGAAGAUUCGACUGAAUGCCAAAUGUCUGGGCAGACUACAGGAGAUGAUGUAUCCACCGAGAAGGCACCUGGAGGGGAAAGUGGCAAGAACAAAACAGUUCCGAUUGUUGGUAAGGAUGGCAACAUCAUAGGAUAUAUUGUCGCCAAUGAUGUGGAUGCACAAAAAAAGAGUCGGACUGUUAAAACCGGGAAAGGGUCAAGAAGUUCAAGUCAGACACGGCCAAGUUCCACGUCGGAGUCAGUUUUGCGAAAGGAAACAGUUCCAGAUGCAGUGACUGAAAGAGUACAAAGAUAUCCUGGUUUUGUUACAAAAAAGGUUGUAUCAAGGUCGGAUGCACAGAUGGAAAUCAUUCCAGACAAAGAUGCCGUGAGUGGAGGAUCAAAUCAGAAAUAUGCAGGUUUCGUUCCAAAUCGAAGUUUUGUUGCAAAUAAAGUUGUUGCUCCAUCCUUCAGUAAAUUAAUCUCAAAGGAGUUGAAUAUUCCUCGGCCAAUUUUAGCAGAUGAGACAUUAGAGACAAAAUAUCCAGAAGUUCUUCGACGUAUUCGUUCCCCACCUGUGAAGCAACCCUAUUUGUUUGUGAAAAAUGAGCCGCCAUUAAAAGGAAACCCGGAGCUGUAUAAUAUUCCACCAUUGCCUCCAACAGCAACGACCCUUUUUGCUUUCCGCAGUUUGUUGUUGAAUAGACGAAAUUUGCUGCAAACGACCACAAAAUUUAUACGCUCCGUAAAUACCAAGGCACGGUAUAAGAAAGAAAAAAGUGCUAAAAGGCUAGGUCAAACAAGAAGUGAAAGUCAGAUUGAAGGUGGAGGGGGGUUGGUCCCAUCUGGGGACAGAUUGGUUGUAGGGUACAAACAAGGUGUGGAAGAUCAACGAGGCAUCAUUGGAGGACACAGCAAAGCUCUAUAUCAGAUCGGGCCAGCAGGAGAUACUGCAUACAAUGGUCCGAUAAUGAAUUCUGUUUCCGAAGUUAAACAAGGAAAGUCUGCUUUAAAAGAAUCAGAAGCAAUGCAAGUUAGUUCAACUGAGGAUGUCAUUAUACAAGACAAGCCAGCUAUGUGUAACUUUGCCACACAAGAGGACUUGGCUCUCAAUAACAGUUUGCAGACUAAGAUUACCUUGGAGUUUGGCAAGGGUGUGUCGAAUGUUGGCACUGGGUUAGAUGCAUCUGGCGUGAAGGCUUGUUCGGUUGUGAGCAUGAGCACUGCAGAGCAGGACAUGGUCGUAUUUGAAGCUGGUGAGAUGCGUAACAUGGAGAAAGGUAGAGUUGAAAGCAAUGAUAAUCAGGCAAAUAAUGACAUCACUGAUGGGGACAAUUGUAAUACUGUAGUAGACAAUCCGGAAAUUAGCAAAGAUUUAGGGAUUAGUGCUAGCAGUGUGUCUCCAGUUGUGGCUGUUAGUGAUGCAGGUAGACCAAGCAUUGCCGUUGGGGACAAUGUAGAAAAUGGUGCUGUCAUAUCAACGAUUGCAACUGGAAGUGAUGUUACAACUGAGGCCACCGUCCAAGAAUCCUGGGCAGGCCAGGACAAGGAAAUAUUGGUAUUGGUAGAAAACACUGGUUCGGAGACUAGGCAUAAGUUGGUGCCCGAUUUGACAGGCCGGCCAACAACUAAGCAAGGAAGUUCCGAGUUGGGAAGAAGAGUGAGUGAACCUCAAGCUGGUUGUAGUACUGAUGUGACUGAUGGCGGUGAAGUGAGGCAAAACACCCACAAAGUUACAGGUGAUGAUGAUGCCACCGUUAAACUAAAAGAGGUCGUCACUGGUCUGUACGGGACACAUGACUACCAGAUGCUGAGGUCUCGCUUUCUCUCUAUGUUUGUAUGGCCGGCACUGCUGUCUGCGACAGAAGUACCAGACACUGCCACACUACAAACAACGUUACCACUACCACUUACAAAAAGUCAACGUCCGUUCAAAAAAAGGGCUAUCAAAGUCACGGAGGAAGGGGUCAAAUAUAAGAAAAGAAGGUACGCAUGCACCUCUGGAAGGAGAUCACGAGCAUAUAAUUUCCAGUCGAAGGAACGAAAGGCAGAAAGGCGAGCACGCAAUGAAGAACAAGGAAAGCGAAUCACUAAUUUGUGGCGAGCCAAACAUGAUGAAAUUACGGCCAAAGUAGAGGAAGGUUGCUCAGAAUAUGCUAAUCUAAGGCAGGAGAAUGGUGAUGCAGAGGUGAAGAAUGGAGCUGCUGAGGCGCAAAAUGGUGGGGCAGAGUCGGUGAGUGAAGCAACUGAGGUGGAAAUUGGACAGGCAGAGGUUGAGAAUGCAGAAGUGGAGAUGGAAAUUGAAGGGGCAGAGGUGGAAUAUGGAGGAACAGAGGAGAAGAAUGUAGAAACUGAGGAAGAGCUUUGUGAGGCAGGGCCAGAGAAUGGACAGGCCGGGGUGGAGAAUGGCAAUGUAGAGGGAGAGAGUAGAGAUAAAACAGUGGCUAAGGGAGAUGCAGAGAAGACUUAAGUCAUUAAACUGCAAAAAUAUCUCCCUAGAACAGAAUGUAACUGUUGACCUACCCAUCACCAAAACUUCACAUCAAUAUUAUUAGCCAAACCUGGAGAGACCCAAUGAUGUGAAACAAGAGGGGGUGGAGGUCUUCCCUGUUCCUUAGGUAAGAGGCUUAGGCCAGACAUUACCCCAGUUAUAAUGGAUACACAAGCCAAAUCGUCCUUACAACAUCUGUCUUGCAUGGUAAGAGAUAUCAUGGUGAUUGUGACAUUUAUUCCUUUCAACCUAAACUGGUCUUCUGAGGACAAAGUCACAACUAGUCACUGGGAUGAUGUCAAGUUCUGUUGCGUCAGCACUUCGGGUCCUUCGAUAUAGAAAAGGUGUCUUCGAUAACUUAAAGAAUCAUGUCUUGGUGUGUUUCAUGCUUUUGUUUUCUUGUGUACAUGUAGAUGCAAUGCACUACUUUCUUACAUAAACAGAGUUUUCAAUAAAAGUUUUG
Lineus longissimus is the source of this 6288-nucleotide messenger RNA. RefSeq lists its product as uncharacterized. Bases 72 to 5804 code for a protein of 1910 amino acids. Gene Ontology annotation, molecular function: RNA polymerase III type 3 promoter sequence-specific DNA binding; RNA polymerase II cis-regulatory region sequence-specific DNA binding. Gene Ontology annotation, cellular component: snRNA-activating protein complex. Gene Ontology annotation, biological process: snRNA transcription by RNA polymerase III; snRNA transcription by RNA polymerase II. NCBI's taxonomy places the organism in Eukaryota, Metazoa, Nemertea, Pilidiophora, Heteronemertea, Lineidae. The transcript has 18 exons. The record is from RefSeq and is a predicted model, not a curated record.